Gorilla gorilla gorilla (western lowland gorilla) is the source of this 450-nucleotide messenger RNA. RefSeq names its product ATP synthase subunit d, mitochondrial-like. Bases 16 to 450 code for a protein of 144 amino acids. Gene Ontology annotation, molecular function: proton transmembrane transporter activity. NCBI's taxonomy places the organism in Eukaryota, Metazoa, Chordata, Mammalia, Primates, Hominidae. Gene Ontology annotation, biological process: proton motive force-driven ATP synthesis. The transcript has a single exon. The record is from RefSeq and is a predicted model, not a curated record.
GUGAAGGAUCCCAAGAUGGCUGGGCAAAAACUUGCUCUAAAAAUCAUUGACUGGGUAACUUCUUGGGAGAGCAUAUCCCGAAACCAAAAGGCCAUUGCUAAUUCCCUGACAUCCUGGAAUGAGAUUCUUACCUCCAGAUUGGCUACUUUACCUGAGAAUGCACCAUCUACUGACUGGACUUACUACAAGGCCAGUGUGGCCAAGGCAUGCUUGGUGGAUGACUUUGAGAAGAAGUUUAAUGCCCUGAAGUUUCCUGUACCAGAGGAUAAAUAUACUGCCCAAGUGGAUGCUGAAGAAAAAGAAGGUGUGAAAACUUGUGCUGAGUGGAUAUCUCUCUCAAAGGCCAGGACUGGACAAUAUGAGAAACAGCUGGAGAAGAUGAGGAACUUAAUUCCAUUUGAUCAGACGACCACUGAGGACCUGAACGAAGCUUUCCCAGAAACCAAAUGA